Molecule: messenger RNA, 1437 nt
Organism: Rotaria sp. Silwood1
Lineage: Eukaryota; Metazoa; Rotifera; Eurotatoria; Philodinida; Philodinidae
Source: the annotation of a GenBank genome assembly
AUGAUAAAUAAAAGCGAUACUAUGUCAACAUUAGUGGCUGUUGAACAAUAUAUGUCAAUAUAUGGUCCCUUUAUUUUAACUACACUUGGAAUAAUUGGUAAUGUACUUUCUAUUUUGAUAUUUUUAUCACCACGAUAUCGUCGACAAUCAUCUCAUUUUUAUCUAUUAUCCCUUGCUUUAUCUGAUCUUUGUUUUCUUAUUAUAAAUCUUCUUGAAGAUACAUUGCGUAAUCAUAAUCAAGUAUAUCAAUCACAUAUAAAUUUUCUUGAUCGUAGUCCAUCUUUUAUAUGUAUAUUUGCUCAAUAUGUAAGAAAUGAAACACGAUUAUUAUCAUCAUGGAUUAUUGUUUCAUUUACAAUUGAACGUCUUCUUGUUGUAUUUCAUCCAUUAAAACGUGGUAUUAUAUGUCGUCGAAAAAUUGCACGUUGUGUUGUUUUCAUUCUUUUCAUAAUAACUAUGGUAUGUAAUAUAAAUGUUCCAUUUCAUUAUGGAAUAAUUAAUUUACCCAACGAUUUACAAAAUGAUACAAUCUGUGAUAUAUUACCAAAAUUUCGUCCAAUCUAUAUGAGAUUUGCUAUAACAACCAUGAUCACUGUUUAUUUAUUACCAAUGUGUAUUAUUGGAUUUGUUAAUAUGCUUAUUUGUUGUAGACUUUGGAGAAAUAGUUUAUUAAUGCAAAAAUCUGAGAGUACUAAAGUAAAAGAAGAAAGACGUUCAUCUUAUAUUGCCGAAAUUUUAUCAUGUAUACAUUCAUCAUCAAAAUCACCAGCAUCAUCAUCUUUUGUAGCACAAACACGACAAUCAAGUCGUAGUUCAUCACCAAUUCAAUAUCAAUCAAAUGGAAAAUUAUUGAAUAAUAAUAAAAGAUUAUUACAGGUUGAUGGUUUCUUAGAUAUUGAAACAAUUCGAUCUCGAUCUCGAUCACCAUCACAUUCUUUAUCGAAUUACUCUGUAAAUUUUCCUAGUCAAUCAAAUACAGUAAAAACUCAAAUUCAAUCACGAACACAUCGUGUAACAGCAACAUUAUUACUUGUAUCUUGUUCAUUUCUCUUAUUAAAUAGUCCAUAUUGUGCAGUAUGGAUUGCUAAUUAUGUUCAUGAUUUUACUAAUAUAACAUUAAAAUCAGUUAAAGAAAUAACAGAAUUAUUUAUGUUAACAAAUUUUUGUAUUAAUUUUCUUUUAUAUUGUGUUAGUGGAAAAAUUUUUCGUAAUGAACUUAUUUAUUUACUUCGUUGUCAUUGGAAAGAAUUAUAUGAUAGAAAUGAAUGUGAACGUAUAGUACAAAGAAAACCUCGGCAAAAACUUGAAAUUCAAUUAAAUGACACGAAAUUAAAACCACAAUAUUGUUCUCUUGUUCGAAAUAAUCAACAACACCAUGCAACAACAUCUUCAUCAACAAACUCUAAGCACUUAGUUAUACAUAAAUCAUCACGAUGA